Messenger RNA from Cydia splendana, 4177 nucleotides. Its product is annotated as zinc finger protein 418-like. Lineage: Eukaryota; Metazoa; Arthropoda; Insecta; Lepidoptera; Tortricidae. Gene Ontology annotation, cellular component: nucleus. The transcript has 2 exons. Bases 326 to 2020 code for a protein of 564 amino acids. Gene Ontology annotation, molecular function: zinc ion binding. The record is from RefSeq and is a predicted model, not a curated record.
AUUCGCGUUGAAAAUAAGCACAAACUUAGGAUACCCGUGACGGAUAUCAUGCAGCACUGUGAAUAUUCCGUGGAGGGUGACAAGCGAGGCGCCGCUCGACAUCCGCUGGCGCAGCCCUGACGGGCGGGCAUCGCCCUAGUUGCCCCUUCGCAUCGAACGGUUGCGUAGUAGCGAUCGCGAGCCCUAGCCAUAGAACCCUGUUAUUAUUUCAACUCUGUGUCUAAAUUUGUUUCUAAUCGAUAUUUUCUUUGUCUGAUUGUGAUUCGUGCGAGUGUUUGGUUUGGAUUCAUAAUAUAGUGCAAAGCAAUAUUUUACGGACUUGAAAAUGGAAGAUUCCUAUAUAAUAGCUAAUUUCCACACGCUGUGUCGCUUGUGUUUGAACAAGAGCUCUCUGAUGGUGUCGAUUUUCGGAGCCGCACCUGAUGAUGAAACCAAUUCGGCGCUAACCUCGAAAAUCGCUGAAUUUGCCGAACUUCAGAUGGACCCUAAUGAUGGCCUACCUGGAAGAAUCUGCUACAAAUGCUUGUUUAAAGUAGAUAUAUGUUCCAAAUUUCGCUUUCAAUGUAUCCAGAAUGAGACAAGACUGAGACAGAUCACAAAUAGAGUGAAUGAACAAGAGAAUUCAAAUUCUUCGGAGAUGUCCAAUUUCUACCCCACCACCCAAGAUAUGAACAAACAAGAUUACAUUGUAGAAGACAGUGUUGUCAUGGUGGUAGAUCCAAGCCUAGACUAUGAUUCCUCAGAGGAGUCUGACAACGCAGAUCAACCCGAUGCAGAUGCCACUGAACGAAACAACACCCCUGACGGAGACCAUAUGCCAGAGUCAUUCUUCAAAAAUGUUGCCAUGUGUCAGUAUUGUGAUCAAGCUUUUAUUUCUCAAGAUAAGUGUAAAGAACAUGAGGUUACUUGCCAUGAUCCUAACCUGCCAUUUAAGUGUAUAGAAUGUAGCUUAGUCUUCCCUGAGCGAAACCAAUAUGUCCAGCAUAUCAAGCAAGUACAUGGCACUGACAAGCCUUAUCACUGCCCGGAGUGUGACAAGUCCUUUGGCCGCAGAUCAGAUUUAAGGAAGCAUUCAAUAGUUCAUACUGGCAUCAGGCCAUUUCAGUGCCAGUAUUGUCUCAAAAGCUUCUCUCGUAACACAAAUCUAAGCAAACAUCUCAGGAUACAUGCAGGCACCAAGCCACAUGUAUGCCCUUUAUGUCCAAGAAGCUUCGUAUGCCGCAAUGACUUACAGCGUCAUGUCCUAGUCCAUUCCGGUAUGAAACCAUAUGCGUGCCGAAAGUGCCCUUUGACAUUUGGUAGAAGAGAUAAACUAAUCAAACAUGAAGUCAGACAUGGUCCUCUGAGUCCCAACCAAGUGCAUGAAAUAGAUAAUGACCAGGAGACACAUGAUAUGGUAGUCAACGUCAACCCUUAUAGCAACUUACUGACUUCUCCCACCCACCAAGGUGCUGAUUAUGAUCUCCCUCGAGUGCCAGACCACAUUUCCGGUGUUAGUAGUUUUAUAAAUCAAAUACAUAAAACUCCUUCCACUUCAGGAAAGCUAACAACGUCUCCACCGAAACCAAAACCAGUAGCAAAUAAAAACAGGCCUAAAAAUAUAAAAUGUCACCAAUGUCCAAAAAAGCUAUCCUCAUUAGAUGCAUAUAAGACUCAUGUUUCAAUAGCACACAUUGGAAACAGAGGAUUCCAAUGCAAAAUAUGCUUCAAGAAAUUUUCUCGCAAGAGAGAGCUGGACCGACAUGUGACCCUUCACUCUGGAAUGAAGCCUUUCUCGUGCGGUCAAUGUGAUAAGAAAUUCAACAGGAAAGACAAACUGAAUAAACAUGAGGAAACUCAUGAAUGCCUGGUUGUAAACAUGCCUUGUAUUGAAUGUGGGCUCACUUUUGAGAAGAAAGCUGACUUAGUAGCCCACAUUAAAUCUCACUUUACUGACAAUUUUGAUGACAAGCCUGAGAUAAAGAAGGAGGAUGAGCCCGAGUUCCCAAUAGAUGACAACUAUUAUGACCUGGAGACCUGAGAUCAGGAGUUUAACAUUGAUAACUUUUCAUUGAUUAUUUGAAUUGUGGCACUGCUAAUCUAUAAACACCACUGUCCUUAGAUAAGAUAAGAAUGUUUCAAUCCGUGUAAUUCCGAAUCAUAUAUGUAUUGGAUAAUUUACUGUAAGAUGAACAAUAUAGAUAGACCUAUUGUUGUAACUGUUAAAUUUUAAAGAGUUCUAAAUGUGAUUAUUAUAAAUAGUAUUUUAACUUAUAUGGAAGUAUCACAAUACAGAGCCAAUUCAUAACGUGGAUCUAGGGUACAGUCGCCAUCAGAUAUAUCGGAGCGGCCAAGGUGUUCACAAUAUCUGAACACGCGCUCUAACGCCCUGACAAUAAAUAAAUAAAUAAUAAAUAAAUAUUAGGGGACAUCUUACACAGAUCAAACCUAGCCCCAAACUAAGCAAAGCUUGUACUAUGGGUACUAGGCGACGAUAUACAUACUUGUAUAGAUAAAUACAUACUUAUAUACAUAGAAAACAACCAUGACUCAGGAACAAAUAGAACAAUAGAGGCGUGUUCCGAUAUUUGUGAGCACCUUGGCCGCUCCGAUAUAUCUGAUGGCGACUGUACAUUAUCAACAUAUUAAUACAAGUAGUAUAACUAAAUGUGGUUACUACAGAAUGUUUAUUAAUACUUUAGAACAAUCUCCAUUUUAAACUAUCAGAAAUAAUUUAUGUUGGUAUUUUAUCUUUAAGAAAUAAAUUAUUAUAGUCAUAUUAGUAUUUAGAUACAUGUCUGGAGUUGCUGCUCCCUAAAAACUUAUUCUGUUACUACAUUACAUAUACAUGAUUGUUAUUACGAAUUAUAUGCACCAACUACAAUUAUGCAAAUAAAAAUCAAGCCAUUACUUUGAUAAUACUUCAUGAUAAGUAACAAAAUACACUAAUGUAUUAUUUUAUGUGAUGGAACAAUUACCUCUAUAACGUAGGUAAUAAUGUAUGACGUCAUUAAAUCAUGCACAGUGCAUUUUUACAACAUUAAUAUAAUAAUCUACAAUCACGUCAAUAUUCAUCACAAGGUGUACGGAAACGUUUUAAUUAAGUAGUACACAUUACGACACAAGUGCGAAAAAUAGGAAAUUCGUAACGAGUGGCGAUAAAUUAAAACACGACCAAAGGGAGUAUUUUAAAUGAACACGAGUUCCGAAUUACCCAUUCACACAUGUAUCGUACGUUUGACAGUACAUAUGGCCCAUUAAAUUUUCGACAUAGUUAUGUGCUAAUUAUCGCACUAGUGCGGUAAAGUAGCACCAUAUGUACCUACUGUAAAAGUGCAUUACGAUACAGGUGCGAAAAGUAGGACAUCCGCAACGAGGGGCGCGAGUUGCGAAUUACCUUUUCGCACGUGUAUAGUACAACGUUUUACAGUACAUAUGGCCCUUUAAAUUUUCCACAAACGCACGUAUAGUGUUAGUUACCGCACUACGGCGGUAAAUUAGCACCAGAUGUACUGUAGCACUUAUGAACCCUGCAUUGCAACGUUAUUAAUAAUAACUGUGCUGAUCAGAUUUCAAAAAUGUAUUUUCUAUGCCUACUUAUUCUGUAAAGGCAAAGGUACCUAUUAGGUAACCUUUAUAAAAACUAUUGCAUGUACCUAAUUAAAGUACUUCCAUUAUGUGUAAAAAUGAUUCAUACUGGCCGUUUCCCGUCCACAUUAAUAGUUUAUUAUUAUUUGAGUUUUAUUUAGAAUCAAUGUAGAUGAACCUCACCUUUGGUCCUUCCUGGAACAGCAGGGAUCAUUUUAUUAUAACAUUUUAGUUGUAUUUUAUUAUCUGAUUUUAUAUUUUCUAAUUUCUAUUCCUAUUAGUGUUAACUAGAAAGUGAGAAUUGUUUUUCCCAUUUUUUUACCUGCAGAAGCAAAGGAGUGACAGUUCCCACCAGAGGGCCUACUACCUCGAAAAACGUAAAUCUAAAUUUCGUUAUCUGCCUCUGUCGCUCGAAUACGCAGGAGCGGUAGUGAGGCAGAUAUCAAUUUUUUGAUAUUGGCGGAUGGCCCUCUAGAGCUACCGCGAAUAUAAAUUGGGCCGCCCGAUAUAACCGAGUGGCCACUGCGAUGCAGAAGAUGCAGUUAUGUUUAUUAUUAUCAUACAUUGUUCACAUAUUUCUCUUUGCGCAAUAAAUGCUGUCGCAUAAUAA